GUAAAAUCGGAUCGAACGACGCGCUGUCGUCGUCCGCACAAUAUACACUGCAACAAGGUACUCUUUGACAAUAUUUCACUUGAAUAUUAGCGAAAUCCUAAAAGGGAACCUAUAAAUAAAAAGAAGAAGAGUACUAUAUGCGUCGUUUCAGCCCUCUCCACAAAUUGGAAAGAUAUAGUUAGGACUAUUAGAUCUCGAGUGCCUUACUGUCGGUGAAGACGGUCUGAUGGUCAUCGCAUCUAAUCUUAUCUAUCUGUCGACACGUGUAAAGUCAGUUUGUGUGAUCGAAGAUUUUUUUUAAAAAGCAAUAAUGCCAUUACCUCCAGCUUUGGCUGCUCGCCUUGCGAAGAGAGGUCUUUUAAAACCUAAUUUGUUGUCAAACGACGAUCACACAGGUCAAAUUAAUGAAGAAAUAAUUGCCGAAGACUAUGACAACAAGCCUGAAGAACAGAAUAAUUCUAAAGAACAUUUCUGGGAAGGAAUAGAAGGUGUUAAUGUAGACCCCAUCAAAGGGCAUAAAGGCUGUCCCAACAAAAGCAAUAUUUAUCAUGAAUGUUCAAAGUUUUGUGUGAAAAAGUGGAAGCAAGGCAAAACAACUCCAGAUGAAAAAUAUUUGGAUAGUAAACGUAAAGUGUUGGAGUUGUGGCCUUUGCCGCCGGGUUGGGAAGAGGUGUAUGAUGAAGGUUAUGGUAGACAUUAUUUUUGGAAUGUUCACAACAAUUUAGUUUCAUGGUUGCCACCAUCGCAUCCAAAUGCUAGCACUUCUGAAAGUGCUGCACAUUUACGCGAGGAGAGGUUACUAAAAGAGGGUGACGAGAGUGACGAGAGCAGUGAGGCUUCAGACCAGGAAGUACCACAACAGCAACAGAAAGAGAAAAAAAGGGAUCGUAGAGAAAAAGAGCGUGAGAUGGUACAUCGAAGGGACAAGAAAAGACCGCGAGUUAAGGACAAUGAUUUGGAUCCAAUGGAUCCAGCGGCAUACUCUGAUAUUCCACGUGGAACUUGGACUUCAGGAUUGGAUGCUCAUGCUAAGACUGGGGUUGAUACAACAGCAUCAGGUUCUUUGUACCAAAUGAGACCUUAUCCAGCUCCAGGGGCUAUACUUGCAGCAAAUGCUAAACAACAGUCACCUCCGCCAUCUCCAUAAUACAAAGAAUUGUAGGGAAAUUUGAAUCAUUUCUUUGUAAUUUAUUAUAAAAGCAUCAUAGUGCUUAUUUUGCAAUAUGGACAAUAAAGAAAAUAAGUAUUACAAUCUUUUCUUUCAAUAUCACCUCCU
This is a messenger RNA of Hyposmocoma kahamanoa, 1276 nucleotides long. It is a transcript of the gene PQBP1, whose product is annotated as polyglutamine-binding protein 1. The coding region runs from base 311 to 1147 and encodes 278 amino acids. Gene Ontology annotation, biological process: alternative mRNA splicing, via spliceosome. Gene Ontology annotation, cellular component: cytoplasm; nuclear body. The record is from RefSeq and is a predicted model, not a curated record. Gene Ontology annotation, molecular function: protein binding; ribonucleoprotein complex binding. Lineage: Eukaryota; Metazoa; Arthropoda; Insecta; Lepidoptera; Cosmopterigidae. The transcript has a single exon.